Molecule: messenger RNA, 1307 nt
Organism: Tigriopus californicus
Lineage: Eukaryota; Metazoa; Arthropoda; Copepoda; Harpacticoida; Harpacticidae
Product: transmembrane protein 26-like
Exons: 7
Coding region: 3-1100 (365 amino acids)
Source: RefSeq, a predicted model, not a curated record
AAAUGUCGUGUGUGACAAUCAUCAAAGCUGCAUUGGCAAGGCUUUUAUUUGCCAGUCACUCAUGGAUUACAGUUUGGAGGGUAGUUGAGCAGGAAAAAAGUGAUUGGUAUUGGAGGGUAGGAAUUGCUAUCAUAAUGAUAUUAAUGGUGGAAGGUUUCCAUGCUUUAUGCUACAGAAAAGGCGAGGAACUGGCAUGGCUCUGUCCUAGUGUCCUAAUAUACCUUUCUUGCAUAAUACCAUCGAUAUGGAUUUUAGAGCUGAGGACCAACCGAAAGCAGCUCCUCUGUCAGUAUCUUACUGCAGUUCAAGAAAUGCCAAAAAAUAAUAAACUGCAAAGUGUUGUCUCAGACAUAAUGCAGAUAAGCGAAGAAGAUAUCAAAGAGGCCCACGAAAGUUGCAGAAAUAAUCCCGAACAAGCCAAUCCAACCAUUGUGCCAGAAAACGAAAUCCCUGGUUUUGGUUUCAAUACCCAAUUAAAACCAGAACAAUGGACAAGAAUAUUGGAACAAGUGGUGCUGGUUGUACUAAUUUGGGGACGUUGGCUCCUACCCAAAGGUCGCUUGUCCCGAGAUCAAUUCUCGCAAAUGAUGUUGGUCUUUAUUGGUAUGGCUGCGGACAUCGUCGAAGUUUUUGAAGCUUUUCGAGAGACUCGCGUUAUGUUGGAACCAGCACUCACAUUUGCAAUCCUUGGUGUUUGGUCUUUGAGCCUUCUCCAGUUUUGUUUGGUUCUCGGCAGUGACCAAAGAGACGGACGCACAAGGUCGAAUGGCCCCAACGGGGAUGAUGACGGUGCUUCCAAUGUACGGAUGAUCCACAUGGAUAUGAUCGCAAUUGCCAGUGCUUUGUUACUACAAGAUCUGCCUUUCCUUUGCCUACGUUUGACUCUAAUUUUCAGGUACAAAGUCAUCUCUCACAUGAACAUCUUUUUUACUUGUAAAAAUUCUUUGGUGAUGCUUUUACAAAUGUACCGGUUUUGUAUUCUUUGCCUGGCAACGAGGCCCACAAGAAGAAGGCAGUCUAGAAUAUUUUCUUUAUUGCCACAGUUCUCUUGGGGUGAAUCCAUUCCCGAGGAAUCUUCAGAUAUCCUGUUUUCGAACUAAAACAAGGGACCAUGAAUCAAAAAGUAACAAAUGGUUUUGCAUGUUCACAUCGCUGCAAAUGGCAGAGACCCUGAUUUAUUCCCUGUGGAAGGCUUGUUGUCUGCCAACUAAUCGAAGAUUUGUGGGGGAAUCCUAUACAUCGCUGUCUUCAAAAUGUGAUUAGUUCGAGCAUACUAUACAAUAAAGUUUUUAUUGCGAGAAUGUUUU